Messenger RNA from Dichotomopilus funicola, 837 nucleotides. RefSeq lists its product as uncharacterized. The coding region runs from base 1 to 837 and encodes 278 amino acids. The transcript is spliced from 3 exons. Lineage: Eukaryota; Fungi; Ascomycota; Sordariomycetes; Sordariales; Chaetomiaceae. The record is from RefSeq and is a predicted model, not a curated record.
AUGACGCUCGGUAUUGCCACCAUCAUGUCCCACCACCGCAGCCACCACCACAAAAAGUACCUCUACCUCAGCAACCCCCCCCAACCAGGCCUCGUCGAAGUCCGCCGCAGAAUCACCACAGUUGUCCCCCCUCCACCUCCACCUCCUCCGGCUCCCAUCAUCCUCCGUCCUCUCACACCCCCAGCUCCCGUCCUCGCCCUCCCUGCACCACCUCCCCGACCACGCCCAGAAGAAGAAGAAGAAGACGACGACACAAUAGACGUCAUAGCAGUCGACGUCGACCCAACCCAAAAAAAGAAACCCAAGCACAGAAAGAAGCACCGUUCCCGAUCCCGUUCCCGCUCGAGCUCCCACUCCCGUGGCAACGACACCGAAGUCAUAAUCGAGCGCGAGCGCCUCAUCCCCUACCCCGUCCCCGUCCGCAUCCCAGUCCCAGUCCCCACCCGCCCUCCCACCCCGGAAGUCAAAGUCGAAACAUACCGGUACGUUGACAGUCUACCAGCACGAGACCGGGAACGGGAACGGGAGCGGGAACGGGAGUACCAUCCCAGGCCUCGCGUGCCUAGUCCCCCGCCUGUAUCAGCAUCUCCUCUACCGGAAAGGAGGGUUUCGGUGAGGAUUGAGGAGAGAUGGGAGGAUGAGGGGGGUUCCGAGAGCAGGUCUGAAGGCGGUGGGUAUGGGGGGUAUGGGAGGUAUGGUGCUAAGAGAGGGGAAUAUCGUGGGAGUGGUGGGAGAGUGAGUGACUAUGGGAGUGGUGGGUAUGAUAGGGGUUAUGAUAGGGGUUAUGAUAGGGAGUAUGAGAGGGGUGGAUACAGUGGAAGGGGGUAUGGAAAGUGA